Molecule: messenger RNA, 1765 nt
Organism: Wasmannia auropunctata (little fire ant)
Lineage: Eukaryota; Metazoa; Arthropoda; Insecta; Hymenoptera; Formicidae
Product: protein amnionless-like
Exons: 6
Coding region: 199-1659 (486 amino acids)
Biological process (GO): receptor-mediated endocytosis; intracellular protein localization
Cellular component (GO): apical plasma membrane; endocytic vesicle
Source: RefSeq, a predicted model, not a curated record
CGAAAAUUCCAACUGUGUUCAACUUCUCUUUCCCGGGAUUACCUACGGGGCGUUUAACGGUCUUCAGCUGUAAAUCAUUGAUGGCUAAUGCCUUAAAUUUCGCUAAGUGAAAAUUAAUCAGAGAGUGGCCGGUUGCAGAGCCACUAAUUGUAUCUCCGUUCGAUCGACCGGCUGUUCGAGAGACGUUCGCUAUAUAACAUGCUCGUUCCCUCCGCGCCGCGUCGCAAAAUCUGCGCUGCGCUGUGCAGCGUUAUCUUGAUAUCGGGAUGCUCGGCCGUCUUCGAGAAGCACUGGCUGCCGGAUCUGGAGUGGCGAACCGCGAGCAACUGGGCGGACGGCCGUGUCCCGGAGAUCGACGGCCGUGUGAUCUUCCCUCAGCAGACCCGGCACGCGGUGGGCAUCGCCGGAACGGACAAUCUCAGGCUAUCCGAGAUCGACUUGCCGAGGCAGGGACUGCUGGUCCUGCCGAGAAACGGCGAACUGCAGCUGAGCACAUCGCGGACGGACGCGAAAGUUAGUAGAUGGUCGAGGCAGGGUGGCGUUUUCUGGGCCGAUCCCGCGAAUUGGAACGGCAGCUCGAUAGCGGCGCCGCAUCUCGAGCGUGUUCCCUGCCGCCAGGACAACGUCGUCCUGCCGAGCGAGAAUCGCACCCUGAGUAUCCUCUUACCGGUGAGCGUGGUGGAGGUGAGGUCGAUUCGAUUGUCGAACGAGCGGCAGCCGUUCACCAGAUGGGAAUGGCGAAGCUUCCAAGAUCGUAGAGAAUUCACCAGGGGCAGAUUCACCGUAAAGUACAGCGAUCUGUACCUGGCUAUGCACGAUUGCACGAAAUGCUUCUGCCAGGGAGACUCUUUGAGCGAUUAUCUCGAAGAGGUCUGUGCCAUUCAGAGGCCAAGAUGCGGAUUUACGGGCUGCGAAUAUCCUCUUACGGUGGAAGGUCACUGUUGUCCGUACUGCGGUGGACGCGUUUUCAUAUUAUCGCAGCAGAUCUCCUUAGCGACAGUACAAAGCGUGGCGGACGAAGCUUUAGAGGGAUACACGGAGAAGGUUGCCUGGCAUACUAGACGCACUUGGGACGGUGGCGUCGAGGUUCUUGUGAAGGAAAAGGGGGACUAUUCCGGGGUCACGAUAGAGGAAGCGGUGGAGAACCUGCGGGAAGUGUUGCGAAGGACAGGAAUCGACGUGACGAACGCGGAAACGGCAGGUGCAGCGAUGAAGGAUUCUCGACUGGCCGUUACGCUCGGGCCGCUCUUGGGGACGCCCCUCGUCGUGAUCGCUCUUCUUCUGCUGGCCUUUCUGUACUUCGGUUAUUCCUUAGGACACGUUCUCACGGGAUGUAUGGAAGCCGUCUCGUCCGUCCGAGAUGGAAUUCGUACGGACAAGCAGAAGCACGGUUUCGCCCGUUUCGAGAAUGUACCGGAGGGCAACGUUCAGAUAGCCGAUGUUCAGAUUCCCGGAACGAACGGCCGGCGAGAGAUCGACGAUGACGACAUCAAGGGGAUGAAACAGGUCGCGGGUGGCAGAUUCGAAAAUCCUCUAUACAGGUCCAAAAGGGACAAGGCGGAGGGACAUGAGAUUCUCGACGUAGACGCGCCUCUUAGCCUCGCUACUCUAAAGGACAGGAUAGAAGAUCAGCUGGAAAGUGAGGAGACCGAGGAAUAAGAGUAGUAAGAGAAACAAGAUUCUACGUUGUCGUUAUUCAAUUUCACGUUGUAUCGAUUAAUAAUCGCGGAAAUGCUUCGUUAUGGAAUAAUAUAAAUUAUAAAUG